Messenger RNA from Salvia splendens (bonfire salvia), 3932 nucleotides. RefSeq names its product disease resistance protein RGA2-like. The record is from RefSeq and is a predicted model, not a curated record. The transcript has 3 exons. NCBI's taxonomy places the organism in Eukaryota, Viridiplantae, Streptophyta, Magnoliopsida, Lamiales, Lamiaceae. Gene Ontology annotation, molecular function: ADP binding. Bases 72 to 3665 code for a protein of 1197 amino acids.
UUGCAGCUCUCUCCUUCUCUCUAUACCAAUUCAUUCUUUGCCUCUUUCUGAAUCAGUUACAAACUCAAACAAUGGAAGGAGAAGCUGUCGCCGCCGUCAUUAAAGUUUUAGUUCAAAACCUCAUCGACCAUUCCAAGACAGAGAUCUCACUGAUCCGAGGUCUCGACAAAGAAGCAGCAAAGCUAGCUGGGAGUUUAGAUACGAUCCAACAAUUGUUGAACGAUGCUGAGAGCCGUACCAUUCCCGGUGGGGCUGUCAAAAGCUGGCUGAGGAAGCUCGAAGAUGUGGCGUUUGAUGCUGACAACGUUUUGGAUGAACUCAACUAUCAUCUUCUCUCCAAACGAAUCAAGUCCAUCAAACCCAUGAAAGAAAAGGUACUAUCAUGCUUCUCAUCUUUGAGUCAUAUUGCGCAUCCCAGAAAUAUAGCUCUUAAAAUCCAAGAAAUCAAUGAGAAUUUGGAGUCCAUUUACAAAGAGGGAGCCGGGCUUGGCCUCCAAGGGAGGAUUUCCAAUGGUGAGCAAACUUUGCCUACUUUUGAAACCGAUUCCUUCUCACAUGAUCCAAUUUUCAUUGGAAGAGAUGAGUUGGUGUCGGAAAUAGUUGAGAUUAUUAACACUAGUACCACAACUGAUGAACGUGUAAUUUCUAUCUUUGCCAUUGUUGGAAUGGGAGGAUUGGGGAAGACAACUUUGACUAGAAAUGUCUUUCAUCAUCCAAAGAUAAAAAAUCACUUUGGUUCACAUAAUUGGGUGCAUGUUUCUCAAAUUUUUGAUUCAAUCACUCUUUUCAAGAAAAUCCUCAAAUGCUUAACUUCUACUGAUAAAGUUGAAGUUGAGAGUAGGGAAGAUAUUAUGAAAAAGCUUCAAGGAGCUUUGACUGACAAAACUUAUCUUCUAAUUCUUGAUGAUGUUUGGAAUCAAGAUCGUCCCAAAUGGGAUGAUUUUAUUAAUUCUUUGGUUGGCGUUACUUCUACCAAGAGGAAUGCAAUUGUUAUUACCACCAGAAAUAUGGAAGUUGCUUCAACUAUGCAAUCACUUCAUACACAUGAGCUCAAAGGAUUAUCACAUGAAGAUUGUUGGUCAAUAAUCCAAGCAAAAACUUUUGGAAAAGAGGAUAUUCCAUCAGAGUUUGAGGCCAUAGGGAGGAAGAUUGCAACAAGAUGUCAAGGUUUGCCAUUAGCAGCCAAUGUAGUUGGUGGAGCACUAUGCAAUAAAUCUGAAGAAGAAUGGCUCUCGAUUGAAGAGAAAUGGCUUUCACAUGAUGAAGGGGAUCGUAUCACAGAGAUAUUGAAGUUGAGCUUUGAUAAUUUGUCUCUACCGUCACUCAAGAAGUGUUUUGCAUGUUGUUCGGUCUUUCCUAAAGGUCGCAAAAUCAAAAGUCAGGAACUGAUUGAGUAUUGGAUGGCAGAAGGAUUUCUUGAAGCUAAUGGAAACAAUGAGAUGGAGUGCUUGGGCGACAAAUUUAUGAAAGUUCUUUUGCACAACUCUCUACUACAAGUUGCAGAAAGAGAUGAUUAUGGAAAUGUAGAGAGUUGUGUGAUGCACGAUCUUGUGCAUGAUCUCGCAUGUUCAAUUUCAGGGUCUUCUAAUAAUACAGAAGGCGGGAGCCGAGUGAGAUACAUGAUACAUGAUGGAGAAAGUCGUAUUCCAAAAGAAGUGGCAAAAUAUCUACGUACGUUAUUGAUCGAGGGAUACAUUUAUCGUAACAAAUUUGCAGAUUUCGAGCGUCUACAUGUUUUAAUUCUUGCAGAUAUUGGAUGUGAAAAGUUGCCAAGUUCGAUAAGAAAGUUGAUACAUUUAAGGAAACUUGAUAUUUCGUUGACGCUUAUCGAAUACUUGCCGGACUGGAUUGGUGACUUCCAUAAGUUGCAAACAUUAAACGCAUGUUCAGAAAGCUUGUGGGAACUGCCUAGUACUCUGAAGUACUUGAUUAAUUUAAGGCAUCUUUAUAUCAAUUCCUUUGCAAAGUUGCCUGCCGGGAUUGGGAAUUUAACUUCUCUCCGGACGCUAGAGUAUUUUAAUGUUGGCAAAAAGAAUGGAUGCAAAAUUGAAGAGCUCGGGAGUAUGAAUGGUCUCAAAGGAAAAUUGGAAAUUUAUAAGCUUGAAAGGGUUGAAAACGAGGAAGAGGCUGAGAAAGCAAGUCUAUCUAACAAGUCAAAAAUAUUGGAUUUGUGUUUGAGAUGGGAUGAUGAUAGAGAAGUUGAAGCUACAAAUGAUGAGAAUGUGUUGGAAGGCCUCCAACCUCACUCUAAUCUGAAGAAGCUACAAAUUGAAGGAUUCAAAGGCAAAAAAUUUCCGUCAUGGACCCAGAAGAUGGCAGUUGAAAAUGUAACUCAAGGCUGUUGGAUACCACUUAAUAAGUUGAUUGAGAUAAAACUCUCCAAGUGCUCAGAAUGUGAAGAAAUCCCAAUGUUUGGGCAGUUGCCAAAUCUCAAGUCUCUCUGGUUAGAAGAAUUGACAAACUUGAAGUCCAUUAAUUCUUCUUUCUAUGGAUUAAUGAAUGAGGAGACACGUAUUGUUUUUCCAGCUCUAGAAAGGCUUGUGUUGGAUGACAUGCCUAAUCUUGCAGAGUGGGCAGAAGAAGAAUCUGCAGGUGCAAGUGAUGUGAAGGUGUUUCCUAACCUCCAACACUUGGAGAUCUCUAAGUGCAAGCAAUUGAUGACUUUUCCUAAUUAUUCGUGGUCAUGCCUCAAAAGUUUGAUCAUCAAGGGGACUGGGAGCAUGCCUUUAAGAUGCAUAUUCAAGACGAAACUAAAGUUGCUAACAGAGCUUUGGAUAGAAGGAAUAGAUGAUCUGGAAUAUCUCCCAAAUUGGCUAUUCUAUAACCAUCCCAAUCUCUUGGAGUUAAGUAUAAGAAUGUGUUCCAACUUGAGAGAACUACCAGAGGGUCUAGGCACCCUCAAUUCUUUGGAGAAGUUGAUUAUAACCUACUGUCCAAAUUUGGAACGAGUAUCAGAUAUUGGUGCACAACAAUCACAAGGAAGCCUCACAUGUCUUAAAACAUUGGGGAUUUGGGAAUGCAAAGCUUUGCUGUAUAUACCAUGUGAAAUGGUAGGAUCCUUGCUUGAGAAACUGGAGUUGAAGGAACUAAGAAGCCUAAAGAAUCUUCCCGAAAUAAUUGACCAUCUGCCGAAAUGGCCUCGUCUAACACAUUUUCGAAUUACUAAUGUUUCUCAAUUUAUGGCAAGUUUUUCUGGUCAUGGGUUAGACAUAGAUGUUAGUAUGGAGGGAUGUAUGGAGAGCGUUGAAGGCUUAUUGCAAGGAUUCAACUCCCGCUCACUUCGGGGUUUAGAAUUGAAAGGGAGGGAAGGUUGGGGAAAUUUGCCAGAAUCAAUUCAACAUCUCACCUCUAUCCAUUGGUUAAAGAUAGAGAAUUAUGGAAUGGAAGAGUUGCCUGAAUGGUUGGGGAACCUCUCAUCUCUAAGGCUCUUGCAUUUAUAUAAUUGCAAGAAGUUAAGGCGUCUACAUGCACUGCGGGGCCUCACAUCACUUCAUAUCUUAGAAAUCGAGGGCUGCCCACAAAUAAGUAUUGAACAACAAAGUGAUGCAGCUGAUUCCCAAUGGCCCAACAUUUCCCAUAUCCGCAUCAUUCAGAUUGAUGGAGACAGAAUAGUUAAAGGGAGAAGGAGAAAACAUACUAAGAGUUUGAUGAGUGGGUGCCUCUAAAGUGUCCAUUUGAACUGCUCAACCUGUCUUCAUGUUUACUGUUGUGGAAUAGCAAGACUUAUCCAUUGCUCGAUUUUGCUGCAUUGCUCGCCUCCCAAAAUGCAGUGUUUAAAUAUUCUAGUGUGUCGUCUAUGAUGCUGCUCAUUUUGGGUCUAAAUUCAUAUCCAAUAGAGCUUUUAAGCCAAAUUUUGUUUUUUGAAUUUUUAAUAGGUUUAUUAAAUAUUUUAUAUUAAUUAUUUUCAAUCCCAAUCAAUUACUUAGGGGAAA